Molecule: messenger RNA, 3081 nt
Organism: Mauremys reevesii (Reeves's turtle)
Lineage: Eukaryota; Metazoa; Chordata; Testudines; Geoemydidae
Product: perilipin-3-like
Exons: 8
Coding region: 153-2081 (642 amino acids)
Biological process (GO): lipid storage; positive regulation of triglyceride storage
Cellular component (GO): cytosol; lipid droplet
Source: RefSeq, a predicted model, not a curated record
UCGUGGCUAUCCAAGGGAGGUCAGCAAUCCAAUGACUAAGAGAAACUGAGGAGUUAAACCUUAGGGCCUCGCUCCAGUUUCCAGGAUCUUGAGACCUGCCUGUAACUUUUCUGUAGUGGUGACCAUCUGGCAUAGUUGCAUCCAACUUCACAAUGGCAUCUGGAAACAAGGCCACGAAUACUGGCCCUCCAAAGGCUGAAGUAAAGCAGCAAGUGAACGUAGUAAACAGGGUGGCCGGCUUGCCGUUUAUCAGCUCUGCCUACAACCUGGUCUCCUCUGCUUACAGCUACGCCAAGGGGAUACACCCGUACGUCAGCAACGUCUGCAGCGUGGCAGAGACCGUGGCUGCCAUGGCAGUGGGCAGCGCAGUUGGUGGCGUGCAGCCAAUUCUAAGCCACCUGGAACCUCAGAUCACAUCGGUAAACGAGUACGCCUGCAAGAGACUGGACAAACUGGAGGAGAGCCUGCCCUUCCUUCAGCAACCAACAGAGAAGGUCAUUUCAGACACCAAGCAGAUGGUGUCUACUAAAGUGAUGAGUGCUGUGGAUGCUGCCUAUGGCGCGAAAGACACGGUCACCAGCACAGUGGCCGGAGCUGUAGAUGUAACCAAAGAUGUUGUCCAGGGCAGCAUCGAGCUGACCAAAUCAGUGGUGUCCUCCACUGUCAAUACUGCCAAGGAAGCCGCUUGUGGUGCGAAGGACAUUGUGACCAACAGGGUGACCGAAGCAGUGGACCUGACCAGAGGGACUGUCCAGGACAGCGUUGAGCUGACCAAAUCAGUGGUGUCCUCCACCGUCAAUACUGCCAAGGAAGCCGCCUGUGGCGCAAAGGACAUUGUGACCAACAGGGUGACCGAAGCAGUGGACCUGACCAGAGGGACUGUCCAGGACAGCGUUGAGCUGACCAAAUCAGUGGUGUCCUCCACUGUCAAUACUGCCAAGGAAGCCGCCUGUGGCGCAAAGGAUAUCGUGACCAGCAAAGUGAAUACAGUUGUAGGGCGGAGCAGAGAGGCUGUCCAGGACGGCGUGGAGAUGACCAGUUUCAUGGUGACCAACAGCCUAAAUAAAGCCAAGGCAGCGGGCCAGCUGGUGGCGAGUGGAGUGGAUGCUGUGCUGGAGAAAUCAGAGGCGCUGGUGGAUCAUUACCUCCCCAUGACAAAUGAGGAACUGGUUAAACUUGCUAUAGCCAUCGAGGGCUUCAGCAUGGCCUCCGUGGAAGAGCAGAAACAGCGGCAGAGUUACUUUGUGCGCCUGGGUUCCCUCUCAAACAAAGUCCGCCAUCGAGCCUACCAGCACUCCCUGAACAAGCUGCGGCUUGUCAAGCAAAACAUCCAGGAUACUCUUUCCCAACUCCAGCUGGCAAUAAACCUAAUCGAAUACGUAAAACAGGGCGUCGGGCAUAAGCUUCAGGAUAGGCUGGAGAAGCUUCAACAGCUGUGGACUGAGUGGAGCCAGACCCAGCCGAGGGGGAGCCGAGCUAAAGAUGCUUCCCAGCCUGAGCAGGUCGAGCCUCGUACUCUAGCCAUGGUGCGUAUCAUCACCCAGCAGCUGCACUCUGCCUAUGUGAAACUGGUAUCCAGCAUCCAAGGCCUCCCUAGCAACAUCCAGGAAACAGUGCAGCAGGCCGUUAACAACGUGCAGCAGCUCCACGCAUCCUUUUCCACAGCUGAUUCCUUCCAGGACCUCUCCAGCAGCUCCCUCACUCAGAGCCGGGAGAAAGUGACAAAGGCCCAGGAGGCUCUGGAUGCCCUACUGGAGUACGUCACACACAACACUCCCCUCAACUGGCUCGUUGGCCCCUUCACUCCGUCAAUCAGAGUGACCCAAGAAGCCACAGAGGAGCUGAAAGAAAUUAAGAUGACUGAGAUGAUAUCACCUGCACUGCAAGAGGUGGCUUCAGCCCAGAAGAAGGUGGCUGAGGUCCCCAGGGCACCAGAGAAGGAGAUGGCUGUGGCACUGAAGGAGGAGACCAAGAUACCUAAAGCACCAAAGGAGGCAAUGAAAGCACUGAAGAAGGCACUAGAGGAGUUGACCAGGGCAUCAGAGAAGACGGUGGCUGAAAAAACAAAGAAAGAUCCUUGAAAUGUUCCAACUAUUGUAGCCAGCUUCCAACUAUUCCAGCCCUGUAGGUUUUAGUCACUCAUAUAUCUGCCAGACCCAUCAAAGGGAGGGUGAUUGCCUCUCUGCACCUACCCCUGACACACUAGCCCAUGCUCAGAGCUAACAUACAGUCAGCUCAUCUAGCUGUAUCUUGCAGGAAAUUCACUAACCAAAGUGGCUUGACUGUCUGCACCUACCGCUCUUGCCUUGUUUCUGAAGCACCCUGUACUGAGGUGGGGGAGGGGGGGUUCGCAGUGUUGGCCGUAAGAGCUGCACGCCUGUGGCAGUCCAUGCGUGGAUUGCUAUGGACUAGCUGUGGACAGAUGUAGAGGAAAGCAGCAUUUCGUGCAAAAAGUCAAGCAUGCGUCCAAGCUGUGGACAGCUUAACACAACAAAAUGAUGCCCUUCACUUUUGAUACUGUUUCCUCCUCUUAAUUGUUAUAGCUGUCCAUCAUGUACACUACAAUAUAUGACCUCUUUUUUGACUGUUCUGCUCCCCGCAGGGCUAAGACCAUCAGCAGGACAGUUGGCAGCAGCUGUGGAUGUCUCCUUCCCAAGACCAUUUCCAAACCUUUCUUUUGCACAGAAAUAGUAUCAAGGGAGGGAUUAUUUUUUUUAAGUGCCAGUGUUCAAUGGGACUUGUGCUCCCAACAUAUUUAGUGCUUUUAAAAAUCCCACUGAAAAAACUAACUCUGUGCAUGUCAGAUUCACCCCAAGCACUCCGCAGCCACUGAAAAAAAUGGCUAACAGCAGCUUUGCCAGGAGUUGCUCAGAUGGAUCCAACAUUGCCAUGGUUGUGGGAUUCAUUGAGUUAUAAAGUGGGAAGGAUUGGUGCUGGUGUGUCUUGGUGAUCAACUCCUAGUGACUCCUUUACUACUGAUGCUUACUCCAAUAGUCCCUCCAGAAACAAAGUGCUCAGCUUGAAUUUAUGGAGAAAUGGCAACAUGGUCUUGAAAAUAAAUCUCACUUGCUUUCAAACCAC